AUGGGCAAUCAUACAACAGUGAGCACAUUCUUUCUGUGGGGUUUUUCCAAUGUCCCAGACCAGCAAGGACUCCUCUUUGUGGUGAUUUUUUUCUCCCAUGUGACCAUCCUGACUGCAAAUGUGUCCAUAAUGGUGGCCAUCAGGCUCAGUCACAACCUUCACUCCCCCAUGUACUUUUUCCUCUGUGGCUUGGCCUUUUCAGAAACCUGUACCACGAUGGUAAUCAUCCCCCGCACGCUGGUGGACUUGCUGUCAGACAGCAAGAUGAUUUCUCUCCCUGAGUGUGCAACACAGAUGUUUUUCUUUUUUGGCUUAGCAGCCAACAACUGCUUCAUCAUGGCUGCUAUGUCCUAUGACCGUUACACUGCCAUCCACAACCCACUGCACUAUUCCAUGCUGAUGACCAGAAAAAUCUGCUUUCUGCUGAUGAUGGCCUCUUGGGUGGUUGGGAUUUUGGUGUCCCUGUGCAUUGUCAUCAUAGUAUUCAGCUUGUCAUUUUGUGACUCCAGUAUCAUCCAGCAUUUCUUCUGUGACAUCUCUCCUGUGGUCUCUCUUGCUUGUGAUUCUACUUACCUUCAUGAACUUGUUAUUUUUGAGCUCUCUGCUUUUGUGCUGGUGGGCAGCUUUAUUUUAAUCAUGAUUUCCUAUGUCUUCAUUGUAACUAUAGUUGUGAAGAUGUCCUCUGCAAAGGGGAGGUAUAAAGCCUUCUCAACUUGUUCCUCCCAUCUCACGGUGGUGUCCAUACACUAUGGAUUUGCUUCAUUUGUUUAUUUGAGGCCAAAGAACAUUGACUCAUUCCAUGAAGAUAUGCUAAUGGCUGUGACAUAUACAAUGCUGACACCUCUGCUUAACCCCAUAGUUUAUAGUCUAAGAAACAAAGAAAUGAAGCUAGCUCUAAGCAAAGUACUAGGAUAUGCAAAUAGGUUUAUUUCUCAGAUGGCAAAUAAAAAAAGCUGUGAACAUUUAGAAAAUGUACAGAAUUUUAAUAAAUAAAAGUGGAGAAAG
Molecule: messenger RNA, 1005 nt
Organism: Choloepus didactylus (southern two-toed sloth)
Lineage: Eukaryota; Metazoa; Chordata; Mammalia; Pilosa; Megalonychidae
Product: olfactory receptor 10T2-like
Biological process (GO): G protein-coupled receptor signaling pathway
Cellular component (GO): membrane
Molecular function (GO): olfactory receptor activity; G protein-coupled receptor activity
Source: RefSeq, a predicted model, not a curated record